Molecule: messenger RNA, 11128 nt
Organism: Phymastichus coffea
Lineage: Eukaryota; Metazoa; Arthropoda; Insecta; Hymenoptera; Eulophidae
Gene: Vps13
Product: intermembrane lipid transfer protein Vps13
Exons: 50
Coding region: 224-10183 (3319 amino acids)
Biological process (GO): protein targeting to vacuole; protein retention in Golgi apparatus
Cellular component (GO): extrinsic component of membrane
Source: RefSeq, a predicted model, not a curated record
ACCUCAAGGUGCUAAUAAAUAAACAACAUUCUCGCAAUACUACUGAAACACGUAUGUGGAUUUGUUGCGUUGCUGUCGAAGAGAAAAUUCGCGCGAAUCUACGGUGAUGACGCGAGUGUCAUGUAAUAGUAAGGUUAUGCACUUGUCGGUUUCUUGACGAGCUUAAUUUGCGUGUGCAAUUAUUUUUUUUUGGAGAGAAUAGUGUGCAUACAAGUGAGCGACAAUGGUGUUCGAAUCGAUUGUCGCUGAACUCCUUAAUAAGGUCCUUGGCGAGUACAUCCAGAAUCUCGAUUAUAAGCAACUUAAACUCAGCUUGUGGGGAGGAGAUGUAGUCCUCAAGGAUUUGCUUAUUAAGGAGAGCGCGCUGGAUAUGCUGGAUUUGCCGAUAAAACUUGAAUAUGGAAGAUUAGGUAAAUUGAUCCUUAAAAUUCCAUUCAAGGACAUGUGGAAUGGCCAAAUCGAUGCAAUAGUCGAGGAUUUAUUUAUCCUGAUAGUGCCGACAAGCCAAUCGAAGUAUGACCCGGAAAAAGAGGAGAAGGCGCAACUAGAGGCAAAACGCGCCGAAAUCGCUAGGGUGGAGAAGAGCAAACAGCUGGCUGAUUUGAAAAAUCAAGAAAAAGUGGAUGACUCGAUGAUGGAGAAACUGUUAGCUCGUAUGAUAAAAAACAUUCACGUCGAGAUCAAUCGCAUCCAUGUGCGUUAUGAAGAUCAUGUCACCUUCAAAGAGCAUCCGUUUUCCGUUGGUUUAACCCUCAAUCGUUUCGCCCUUGAGAGUUGCGAUCGUUUGUGGUCAACCCAUGGUAAUCUCAAGGAUAUGUAUGCUAUUCAACAAAUUUUCAAGUUGUGCACAAUGGAUGGGUUUGCUGUUUAUCUGAAUCCAUCGCCGAAGCAAUUCAGCACAGAGCCACAGUCCAAGUACCUGCAGAUAUUCUCUGAGAGUAUUGCUACUGCUGAUCAUAUUCCCGAAGAUUAUCAAUAUCUAUUGGGUCCAAUAAAUGUCAAAGCUAAAUUGAAACUAAAUCCAAAGCCAGAAACAGACGGCAGCAAUUACACGAUACCAAAAGUGUUCUUGGACCUCGAAAUGCAAAAGUUGAGAAUAGGUCUGACGAAAAAACAAUACCAAACUCUCAUGCAGAUGGGUGAAGGUUUAGAGCGGGCGAAAAAUGCUGCGCCUUACAGGAAAUACAGGCCUGAUUUGCUAUCGUAUCGAGGUCAUUACAAAGAAUGGUGGCACUUUGCAUAUAAAUGUAUAUUAGAAGAGCACAUAAUAAGAGCCAGAAAAAAUUGGGAUUGGGCGCACAUGAAAGAUCACAGAGAUACCUGUAGGAGUUAUGCGCAAUGCUAUCAGACGAAACUUACAACAAAAAAUCUGCCAUCUGACAUCGAGGAACAGUUAACAGAGCAUGAAAAGAAAUUAGACCUUUUCAAUCUCGUAAGGAUUAGGCAACAAAUCGAGAUGGAGGUUGAAAGAUUAGCGGAAAAAGAAAAAAAUUUAAAAGCUAAAAGAGGUUGGUUUGGAUGGGUAUGGGGUACACCAAAGGAAGAAGAAGUUCAAGAGCUUAAUACUGCUGCUGCGAUAAUGAGAAAAUUCGAGGAAGAAAUGACACCAGCAGAAAAAGAAAAAUUGUAUAGAGCAAUAGAUUACCAAGAGAACAGUGCUCCAGCGCAUUAUCCGGAAACGUAUGAGGAGAUUGAUACGAUGUUCUUCCUACAUGGUCUUCAGAUUCUUUUAUUAGAUACGGAUAAGAGCAAUUCUCAGGUUCUUGAUUUACAAUUGAACGGCGUGAAAGCUGGUUUCAAGUCACGACCAUCUGCAAAUGCUAUUCUAGUAACUACUUCGAUAAAAGAUUUGAAAUUACUUGGAGUAAAGCAAGGACAUAGAGUGCCUUCACUGUUCAACUCAAAUCCAGACGCAAGUUCUGAACAUCAAUUAUUUUCAGUUUCAUACGAGAAAAAUCCACUUGAUAAACUCUGCGGCGACAGAGUUAUCGUAAAAUCUAGUUCGGUACAUAUGGUUUAUGAUGCUCAAACGAUUAUUGAGUUGAUUAAGCUAUUCAAAGUACAGAAUGCAUCGACUUUAUCACAGUUGCAGGCUGCUGCAGCGGAACAAUUAGUCAACUUGAAAGAAGUAUCAGCUCUAGGUUUAGAAUAUGCCAUCCAAAAACACGCUGCAUUAGACAUUCAAGUCGAUUUAAAAGCAUCGCAGCUUAUAGUACCUCACGGUGGAUUGUAUAGUGGCAAUGAGUCUUUAUUCGUGAUUAAUCUUGGUAGUUUUAAAAUGCAAUCGAUGGAGAAAUUUAAAGAAGAUUCUAGUUUGAGCGUUAAGCAGUUAAUCACUAUGGGAAAAACUGAAGAGGACAUUUUGAAUCACCUGCGAGAACACAGUUACGACAAAUUCGUGUUAAAAAUUGUUAAUUUCCAAGCUUUGAUAUCGAUGCCAAAUGAAGAUUGGCGUGAUGCGCUAACAAAUACCAUCAGCCCUAUCAAAGUUUUACAGCCCACAACACUUGAAAUACAGUUCCAUAAAUGCCUCGUCACCGACGAUCCUUUGCUUCCGAAGACAAGACUCAUAGGUAAUUUACCGUCAGUGGCAAUCAACAUCACAGAAAAUCGGCUUUUCGAAGGUCUGGCAAUUGCUCAAAGUAUACCCAUUCCCGAAGUAGAAGAACCAACAGAAUCAUUACGUGUCUCAAUGUCGAAGUCAUUAUCUCAAAUGUCACUAUUCAAAGAAAUAACAAACAUACCUUCCAAAAUGGAAAAAAUGCAAGAAACGCCUUCACCUUUAAGUUCAAUGAAGCAAAUGAUUGAUUUGGAAGCGAAAUUCGUCAUGAAAGAAUUCACACUGACAGUGUCGAAGCAAGAAGACGAAUCAAAAGUAUCGCCGUUUAUUAGAUUUGAAUUACUUCAAUUAGAAGCAGAGUUGAUGCAAUUAACCUUUAAUCAAGAAGUUAUGCUGCGAUUAGGAGGUGUCCAAGUGAAGCAGCAUCACCACACUGGAGAGAUCUUUAUGAUCAAUACACCCAUGUCUUCUGGAAAAGAAGAAUACCUGAUUGUUGUUAAAUUUAUUAAUAUGAACAAGCAUUCGCCUAAGUUUUCGAGAUCGGGUUCAGUAGUCAAUUUACUGCAACUGGAAUUCACAACACUCGAUAUGCUUUUACACCAAGAAGCUCUUAUAAAUGUGCUUCACUUUCUAUCCAAUAUUCAAGAUAAAAUCAGUGCCGCUACAACUGUUAAGGAAAGAAAAUCCGAACGAAAAGUAGAUAGAGUUGGUGGUUUAACGACUAUUCAGGAAGACACAUCGACGUUUAUCAAAGAACAAUUCCAGAAACAAAGAAAAUCUCGUCGGAAGCAGGCGCAAGUGGAAAUCAUUGACUUGAAAGUCACAGCAAAAAUUGGCACAAUUAGUCUCAAAAUGGCUAAUGACUUCAGAGAGAUUAGUGCUUUUAAUAUUGAAGGAAUCACUGCUAAUUAUAUUAUGAAAGCUUCUCACUCGAUUGCUAAUGUUCAACUUAGUUCUGUGAACGUUAAAGAUCUCAAUACAAUGUCUAUAUAUAGAAACAUUGUAUCAGUUGAAGGUUCAGAAUCUCUGCAAAUUGACGUGAUAAUAAACAAUGUAGAGCCUGACGACGUAGACAAUAACAUGUCGAUAGCCGUAACGAUGGGUUGCCAUCGUAUUGUCUUCCUCAAUGCUUUCGUCACAUCAGUCAUGAAUUUUCUGAAUAACUUUCAAGCCGCUCAACAAGCGAUUGCUGAAGCAUCAGCUGCAGCAGCCGAAGCAGCUAAAACUAACAUCAAAGAUGUUCACGAAAGAGCAGCUCGAAUCGAACUGUCAGUGAAAUUGAAAGCCCCGGUGAUUUAUGUGCCGUUGAACUCCAAAAGUGAAUAUUGCCUUAUGUUAGACAUGGGCAAUCUAACUAUAAGUAAUGAAUUGAGCAGGCUGAAUGUGAAUACUGAGUCUGGAGAGAGUCCUAUUAUCGACAAAAUGAACGUUGAGUUGCAAAAUUUGAAACUUUCUCGAUUAAGAUUGAAUAAACAAAACUUUGUUGCUGAUAAUGAAGUACGACUACUGCAGCCAGUCAGUUUCAUUCUAGAAAUAAAGCGCAAUCUAUCGACAUCAUGGUUCCGAGAAGUUCCCGAUAUCGAGAUGUCAGGCCGUCUCAAGAGUAUUAAUGUACUGCUAAACCAAGAAGAUUAUGCGAUGAUAAUGGCUACGUUGAGUGAAAAUCUCGGCGAAACUGUCGAAGACAAAGCAUCGAUAACUCAUGUACCUAGAAUUGAAAGAAAACAGACUCUGACUGAAGAGUCUGUUAGACCUACCACCUUUAAAGCCGAUGUAGAGGUGAUUAAAGAACGUGAAAGUGAUUUACAAGAACAACGCAGCGUACAAACAACCAUUAAAUUCGAAUUUAUUAUGGACAGCCUGGUAAUUGAGCUAUUUACCGGUGGUUCGAAAAUGUUACAAUCACAAAAUUCACCGCUUCAUUUACCAGAAAAUAGUCUUGGCAGAUUUGGACUGACAUAUUUAGCAGUAAAAGGGCGUAUGUUCGCUGACGGAUUGCUUGCGACAUCAAUUUUAUUAAUGAAUUGUACGUUGGAUGACACUAGAAAGAUAAGGCAAGGAUCGUUGAUAAGAAUUAUGGAAAGGACGUCAGAAGUGCCUGUGAUAGAAAAUCUUAUAGAAAAUGAUGCUAAACCGAUUAGAAGUAUGUUGGAUGUGACUGUUAGGAAAGGACUUAAUGAUAUGUUUGUGGACGUUCGUGUCUUCUCCUUUAGCAUAAUAGUCUCCUUAGAUUAUCUUAUGAAGAUCAAGGACUUCUUCAAUGCUGGACAACCACUACCAUCUCAGCAAUUAGCUUCACAAUCCUCACAGAAAUCACAAUUUGAUACUAAUACCAAGAAGAAAGUUGCUCAGCCACCACCUCCGGUGAAUGAUACUAAGAUGACGAUUAAUUUGCAUAUUGAGAAGCCAGAUAUAAUUCUGCUUGAAGAUAUGGAUGAUAUUGAUUCUAAUUGCAUUGUUUUGAAUACGGAAAUGUUUUUGAAAGUAAGAAUAAUGGGUGAUCAUCAAGUCAUCAAUGGGUCAAUCAAAGAUCUUUCUAUUCUCGCUGGUAUAUAUAAUCCUGCGAAGAGAUCCGAUUGGAUUUAUCAAGUACUUCGGCCAACUAGUAUAAGCAUAGCUGGUUCAACUCCAGAAGACAAAGGUUUGCAUAUUGACGUUCAAAGUACAGACAUACACUUAUCAGUCUCGCCAGGUGUCAUUGAAAUUCUCAAUCGAGUCGUACAAACGAUAACGAAGAAAGACGAAGAAGGUACAGAAGUUAAGAAGCCUGAGCCUAACCACGAAGGUUUGUGGGUUAUCACACCUUUCACAGAACCUGACUAUUGGUUUUUAAAAACAGAAGUAGCAGUAGAAGCGUUGGAGGAUCUCCAACUGUCUGAUGAUGAAGAAGUCACUAACAUAGUUUAUAAACCCGAGCUUGCAAUUGUAUCAGCGCCCACGAUCUUGCUUACUCUUGAAGCUGGUGUUGGCAACAAAACUUUGCCUAUGCUUCUUCUCCACCUUGGUUUUCAAAGUAAUAUUCACGAUUGGAGUACCAGCACGAUGAGCAUCGACUCUACAAUGUCAGUCGUUAUGGCUUACUACAAUAGUCGAUUAGCUCUAUGGGAACCACUGAUAGAACCUAUGGAGGCUAUUCAAAAUGGAAAACGCACUUCAAGACCGUGGGAACUAAAUGCCAAAAUGCAAUUCAAUGAUAUCAGCAUUGAUCCAGCAGUAAAUGCUUUCAGUCCAGUAGCUGAUGUUGAAUCAGAUGAGUUACAGCAAAAAUCAAAAAUGUCUAUUGACAUUACAUCUUCAGAAAAUCUUGAAAUAACAGUCACCAAAACUUGCCUGGAAGUGCUGAAGCAACUUGGCAAUGCUUUUUCAAAUGCCAUGGUAGCUGGAAAUAAAACAUCUACGACAACCCUUGCACCUUACAUAUUGAAAAAUGAAACUGGCCUCCCUAUCACUUUAGACUUGGAACAGAGUAAUUUCAAAGUUGCCGAAAGUGAAAAUACUGUGCAAAGAUCUAGCGCUUACGCAGAAGUUAUAUUGAAUUCUGGGGCUUCCAUAGAAUUGGCUUCGAAAAUCAAAACUGAAAUUCACCUUUUGCAACAAUUGAAAGCCGAUACAGUGAAAGAGCAAGGCUUAAAUAAAUUUGUCAUCGCGUUCAAGGAUAUCAACAGUAGAUUAGAAAUCCCUGUUUUAAGAGCUGAUAAACGAUUUUAUUCUCUGAAAUAUCGAAAAGAAGGAUCUGAAGAAUGGGGCAUCAUUUCUGAUGUUAUCGUCGAGGAUGGUAGCACUAUUGUAACACUACGCAGUAUAUUACAAGUUCACAAUCACUUCUCCGAACCAGUGUCCGUGUACUACAUGACCAAACGCGGCAACGAAGUUGAAAAACUCGGAACCGUUCAGCCAGAUAAAAAAUUCAAUCUACCUCUCGAUGCUGUGUACACUACAACGAAUAUUUAUUGGUUGUUCUUCAGUAUCGAAGGCUAUAUGGUCUCCGUUGAUCCAUUCAUCUGGAAAGACCUACAAAAAACUGUGUCAAUGACCAAAGUCCUCAAAUGCGAAUCUCGCAACAAGAUGGAAGUCGUAGACCCAUUCUAUAUCCAAACUCUACGCGCGCUCUUCGUGGUCGCGAUAAGCGUUGUUGUUAGCGGGAUAACUCCGAUCGAUUUGCCCAGGCUGAACUUCAUGUCCAAACAACAUCGCGUUCAAGCCCCACCAACUUCUUAUCCUGUUCAGGCCGUCGGUGAAAUGGAGCAAAUUUAUUUUGAAAAUACUUCUCGACAUACCAUGGCCAGUACUAUUUACAAUGUGCAUCUCUAUCCUUCGAUUUAUCUAAAGAACUUCCUACCAAUUGAUAUUGCUAUUAUUCUACCUGGUAAUGUAGAAGAAAAGAAAGUCGAAGCUGGUGCUACUCUGCAAAUUCCAACCAUCGAUCCUAACAAUUCCAACAUUGUUAUUAAGUUGCCGCAAUAUCUUGAAAAAGAUUGGUCGUGCAGAAUAGAGAUAAAAAAAGAUCCACCAGAGUUUUCAGUCUGGUCAUUCGAGUCAUUUGACAGCGCACAAAAAGUUAUAAUGGAUCUUGGCAUGCAUAUUUCAACCAAGCAUGGAUCGAUCGUCAUGGCCCUUUAUUGCCCAUUCUGGAUGCUUAAUAAGACUGGUCUUAUGCUAUCUUACAGAAAAUCAAGUAAAGGUGGCAAAGAGCACUCGAGCCCUGUCAAGUGUUGUGACUUGAAUUGCUGUGGACAUCAGCGUAAUCAACGACCAAGGACAAAGAGCGGAGAAAGUCAUCUGAACGUGUUAUACCAUCCAGAAACAUUCAAAGGGCCUAUUCUCUUUUCAUUCAAAUCGAAAGCAUUCUUUGGUAAAAAAAAGGCAAUGGUGCGAAUUGAAGAUGGCGAAUGGUCGGAUAAAUUCUCCAUCGACGUUGCUGGUAGUAAAGGUGUUGUCAGUUGCAAGUACAAUGGAAAAAUUUAUCAAAUUGGAGUGCAUAAUCAAUUGACCUAUAACUCACUGACCAAACAGAUUACCUUCACGCCUUACUAUGUGUUAAUUAACGAUGCUGACUUUUUGAUCGAGUGUCAAGAAGCUAAUCGUCCUGCUGAUCCUGUCAUCAAGGUACCACCACAAGAGUGCGCAGCAUUCUGGCCAAAUUCCGAGCAGGAAGUGAAAACUUUACAAGCCAAAGUAGCUUCUCACCCGGAAAAAACAGCCGCAUUCAUCUACACGGACGUGCACACGACUUUAUUAAAACUGGACAAUAAAUACGGUGGUAUCAACGUUGACGUACAAAUCAACGAAGGAGGUGUUUACAUUUCUCUCUCGGGCUACACACAUGGAAAUGCUCCAGCAUUGAUUGUUAAUCAUACAUCUUACCCGAUGAACCUAUGGGAGAAAGGCUCGAUAAAUAUUAGAACGAUACAACAGUAUAACCGAAUGUUUUACACUUGGGAAAAACCAGCUGGAUCAAAAAUACUCGUUUGGGAGGAUGGUACGAAAAAGGAAAUCGAGGAUAAUUUGAGAAAGGAUACAUUGGGUUACUUCCAUCAUCCUGACAUUCCCGACAUGAAAAUCUUCUACGUGUCUUUCCUAGAUGGUAUCCAGCGCGUUCUUCUCUUUACAAAGAGUUCGAAGAUUGCAGAGGAUUGUCAGCUUUUAGGCAGUCUUGAGGUUAUCGAUCAAGACGUCACUAUGAAAAUACACGGUCUUGGUUUGUCUCUCGUCAACAAUAUCAACAAAACUGAGUUAUUGUACAUGUGUAUUGCUAGUUCAGGAAUUAUUUGGGAAGGUAAAAAGUUACCAACUGGAAGGUGGAAGGCACUGAGUGAUAGGGAAGUGUUUUUAAUUGAACAGGGAUAUCAGAAAUAUAUGAUGGAGUUACAUGUUGAUAAAGAAACUGCUUACCGUGUGGCUCUGGAACCGAAAUUUGAAGUUGAUUUCCUCAACUUAAUGAUGCUCAGACCGCAUAAACGAUACUUGAGGCGAACAUUCCAGACUGGUCUUUGGUUUCAGUAUCGAACAUCGGCUCAUCAAGUACAAUUGCAUGCGAAAAUCAACAAACUACAAAUUGACAAUCAACUACCGGACUGUAUCUUCCCUGUUAUCCUGGCACCUGUUCCACCACCUAAAAGCGUGUCUCAAAGUUCAGUAAUGAAGCCAUUUGCUGAAAUGAGUAUAGUCAAACGAUUAUUGGCGCACAGUAAUGUCCAACAAUUUCGAUACUUCAAAGUUCUGAUUCAAGAGUUCCAUGUAAAAGUAGACUUGGCUUUCGCAAACGCCUUGAUGCUUCUGUUUGAAGACGCCGAAGCGAAUGAGGCGCAACAGAGAGAAUUAUUCAAAACUGACAUGAAACUAGUCGAUGAGCCGUUACUUCAUCAUGUCAAUUUGAUAACCACUGCCCAGCAAAAGAAUUUCUUUGAUUUACUACAUUUCUCACCGCUCAAGAUUCAUAUCAGUUUCUCUAUGACUGGUACCGGAGGCGGACCUUCAGCAGUUCCCCAAGUGCUCAACGUUGUGCUUCAGGGCAUUGGCGUUACCCUUACAGAUAUCAAUGACAUCGUAUUCAAAUUGGCCUACUUUGAAAGAGAUUAUGUAUUCAUGACAAACAACCAAGUUAUUUCCGAAGCAACGAGUCACUAUACAGGCCAAGCGAUCAAGCAACUCUACGUUCUUGUACUUGGUCUCGACGUAAUUGGCAAUCCGUAUGGACUAGUCGUAGGUGCAAUGAAAGGUGUUGAGGACUUAUUCUACGAGCCUUUUCAGGGUGCCAUUCAAGGGCCUGGUGAGUUCGCCGAGGGUUUACUAUUAGGAAUGAGGAGUAUGCUGGGACAUACAGUAGGUGGAAUGGCUGGCGCUGUAUCGAAGAUUACGGGCGCAAUGGGUAAAGGACUUGCAGCUCUAACAUUUGAUAAAGAUUAUCAACGAAAAAGACAGGAACAACUGAAUAAGCAACCUGCAAAUUUGCAAGAAGGCCUCGCUAGAAGCGGAAAGAGUUUGAUUUCGGGUGUUUUUGAUGGCGUUACCGGUGUCGUGACGAAACCAAUUUCCGGAGCUAAAGAGGAAGGAGUAGAAGGUUUCUUCAAAGGUUUUGGAAAGGGUGUUGUUGGACUUGUUACGAGACCUACAUCUGGUAUUGUUGAUUUUGCUAGUGGAUCUUUCGGGGCAGUGAGAAGAGCAACGGAUUUAAACGAAGAAACUAAGAGAGUUCGACCGCCAAGAUUUUUACAGCCUGACAGUUUAGUACGUCCAUAUGUUCGAGAUGAUGCUGAGGGUAAUAAAAUUCUAGGUGAACUCGAAAAAGGAAAAUAUGCUAACACAGAUAUGUAUUACUUUCACAUGAAUAUGGGCAAAGAUGUUUUAUUGCUAACUGAUAAAAGAAUAGCGUACUUAGAAAAGUGUGACUUGUUUGGUGGUUGGAAGGUUGAUUGGUCGUACACGUGGCAAGAAAUUGAUCCACCGCCAGUUAUGGUCGACAAAGGUAUCCAAAUUUCUCUAAAAGAUGGUCAGAGAAGGAAGAAGCUUGGAGGAUUGUUUGGAAAUUCGGAUUCGGUAAAAGUACUUCUCAUACCAGAUUUACUAACGAAACAGCUGUUAUGCUCAAAAAUCCAUGAUCAACUACGACAAUAUAAAGCCUAAAGUAGUUAAACCAAUAGAUGAAAAUAUAAGAAAAAUUAUUUAAAGCGAUAUCCGUUUCUUUUGAAACGACUUCGCCGAAAAACUGGUUGUUUCCAAUCACAAGAGCACAAAGAUUUAUGGAAUGAAGACUGCUGUAACGCUUAUCGUAUGAACUAAUGGGCUUCAUGAUGUUCUUCUCUACCUCGAAGAAGUUAAAAAAAGUGGUUCAAGUUUCACAUGAAGCAAUAAUAAUUGUUCACGUUUUUGUACAAAUUCCAGAUCAUAAUUAUUUUAAAGUUGACAUUUAAUUUCAUUUGGUCUGUUUUUUGUUACUUUGUGUUUUUGUUAUUAAAAAAAAAAAGGGUAUUGUCAAACUCUGUGAUUUGAAAGAUAAAAUAACCUAUAUUUAUUUUUUACUCUGUAUAUGUUUAAAAUAUUUACCAUGAAGAAUUUUACCUUAUUUUUUGUUUUCAUCUAUAAACCAACAUAAAUAAUUUACAAUUCAUAUGUAACACUAAAAUAUAUAUUGUGCAGCGCACUGCUUUAAUAAUGUUUACGAAUUAAAUGCGUAUUCGUGACAUUUUAACAACUGAGCAAUUAGCUCAGGCUUCAAGUCUAAACUACAAAGUAAUAAAUAAGUUCUUUUUACAAAAACAUUACUGAAUAUCGAAUCAAUUUAUUAAUUUCUAAAAAUAAUAAGUUUAUAUUAUACAAUCAUGAAAAAAAUGUUUCAUUCUUGUGAGAGUGUUUUGAUAUUCAUUUUGCUAUUUUAUAAGAUUUUAUGAAAAUAAAAUAGAGCAUUUUAUAAGAGCUUAAAGAGCUGUUUAUUUAUGAACUGCAAAAUGUUGUUUGAAGAAAAAAGGUUUUAUGAGCGUUAAACGCUUGAAUAGUUAUAAUCUGAAGCUAUAAUAAAACAAAAUUAAAAAAAAUCAUAUAUAUAUAUAAGGCGAUAUUUUUCAUCAACGU